AUGGACGACAAUGCAUAUCCUUCGAACCAGAUCCCAGCGACCUUCGCUUCUGCUCCUCCACCUCCGCCUCCAAAGCAUUUCCCUUCUCUGUCCUUACAGCGUCUCCCCUCCCUCUCUAGUGCUUUGAAGCCCUUCUCUCCCGUCUCUCCAGUUCGACGCAAACCUCUGCCAUCCACCGCCAGUCCUGUCUUCCGCUCUCCUGAGGGAACUAUUCAACGGAAGCCGGUUCAAACUUCAGCCUUGGUCUAUCAGGAUCAACCGGUCCAACAAUUUACACCCCCAACGCCUAAACGUAGGAAUACAGACGAGCUCAGCUUGACACGGUCAAGUACCAACGGGUCAUCGAAUCAGACCUCAAGCGAACGACAAGCUCCUCUCCCUGGCUACAGUCACAGUAUCAAAAGGUCCAAUGGUGUUUCUAUAGAAGAGGCUAUUCAAGAGGAGGACAUGGCGCUCAAGGUCGGCAACCGGCCUGCGCCCCUGAGGACCGACUCUUCAUCUUCCAUCAGGUCCUUAUCCGCGACGGACGCGAAGAAGCCACAAACCCCGGGCAGUAAAUUCACCUCGUUCUUCACGCGCAAACCCUCGGCAUCUCCCAGUGCCGAGUCUGCAGUUACAGACAUCUCGGACAGGAGAUCCCCACUCGCUUCGCCUUAUGCCAAUGGCUCACCGCAACCCUCUAGCUAUCAUUUCCCUUCUAGUCAAUCUCACCCGCGUCCACCACAGUCUCAGACGUCGCAAGACUCGAUUGAGUUUGAUCCAGGUUCUUAUGUCCGAUCCUCGUACCACAGCGAUGCUGCUGCCAAAUGUCUACAAUUGGAGGCUGAAUUACGCGAGAUCAGCACGGAAUUGGCUGGUUCAAUAAAACGCGAGAUGGACCUAGAGGAUCUGGUUGAUAGACUUCAAGCAGAAUCAUCAACCACCCGUGAAGCCGAUCGUACCAGCGAUUACUUCUCCGAUUCUGGAACGAGUUCCAUUCGACCUUCGACUGUCGAAGACCCAAAGGAUGAGAUCCAAAGAAUCAAAAGGGAGGCUGAACAGCUCCGAGCACAACUCAAGGUGGAAAUGUCUCAGAAGUGGCAAUCUGAACGUUCCAGUCGCCAAGCCAUGGAGGCCCAUAUUCAAAUCCUUGAACAAAAGCUUUCCCAGAAUCGUCGCGACACUAGCCAGUCGGCUGAUAUCAACACAAAGGCCAAGGAAUUGGAAGUCGCGCUUGAUGAUGCGAGGCGGCGAUUGACGGAGGAGAGGCAAACCAAAGAGAACUUUGAGGAUCUACUCACAGCUCUACGAGUGGACUUGGAACAACAUCGCAAUGACCGAGACAACUUGCGCGAUGAAGUUGUGCCCCAACUACGGUCGCAGAUCGAAGGUCUGGAGGCGAACCUGUCUGAAUCUCAAAAAUCGCCCUACGAAUUUUCUCGCAUGCAGCAAGAGAUCCAGAGUCUCAGAGAUGAGAAUGCAGCUCUUCAAAGUGCGCGAUCCAUGAAUAUGCAAUUCCGCUCAAUUGCUGAGGAAGACGAUGGCCUAGUCGAGUCUCCUCGCAGUUCGAUGAUUCAGCCUCGUACUGGUGGCCUGCAGCGAUCUACCACAGUUCACAUCAACCGGUCUACCAGCAGAGCGACAGCCAAUCGAUCAAACUCUUUGUCGCGCUCAAACUCGAUAGUUAAUCGUGCCGUGCCUGAUUCCCAACAAUCAGUGGCUGACCAGCUCAAAGAUGUUACUCAACAGCGAGACGCGUUGCACAUGACCGUGAAGUAUCUUCUAAGGCGGCAGGACCACCAGCGGCGGCAAUUUGAGAAGAGAUUAAAGCUUACAGAAGCAGAACGCGACCGGGCCAGUUCUGUCAACCAAGCCCAUAAAGGAGGUUAUGAACGUGAAGUUCGGACUUUACGAUCAGAGAUUAAUCUCUUACGGAAAAGGGCAGAUGAUGCGUUGGAGCAAAAGUGGCAGCUAGAGAAGGGUCUUUCCGGUUUCAAGAUGGAUCUGGACCGCAGCAAACAAGAAACUGCAAGCCUACACACACUCUUACAGGCACGGGAUGAAAGCGCACCUGAAGUCUUGUCUUCAACGCUAGAAAAAGCCUUGACGCAGCUCAAGCAACAACGUGAACAGGCCCGAGCUCAAGAGACCUUGGGUUCUCUGAAGCAGGAGCAAGAGCUUUCCAACGAACUGGAAAAGUCGGCACAACGAUCGGAAGAAUUGGCCAGCCAGGUCCGACAACAGAUGCAAGCCAAUGCGGCCCUGAGAACCCGGCUUCAGGAAGCCAUCGAACGUGGUGAGAGCAAUCAAGCCGCCUCAACGGACCAGAUCAAUGAUCUUCAAGGCAAGCUUCGAAGCUUGGAAGAUGUGAUUACUGUUGCUCAGAUGCAAUCGGAAACCGCCGUGAUGAAACAUGAGGAAGAAGUCCGCGUGUUGAGAGCCAGCCACAAUAUUCAGUUGAUGCGGACCAAAUCUGGACGCAAGACACCCGGAUUACUUACUCCCGAUCCACGCUCACCUAUCUCACCUAUGUUUGCCAACAGCAAGAGAAGCCCCAGACUUGAUCAGACUACGACUGGACCAGGCGUGAAUUUACAGCAGGCAUUGAAGACCGAGUAUCUGGAAAAUAAGGUUGCCGAGCUCGAAAAAGCACUCGCGGAGGCUGAGAAAGAAAUGGGUGAGGUUGUGGGACGCAUGAACACUGCUCAGAUCGGCGUGGCUGAGCUCGAGUCAGAGAGGGAUGAGGCACUUCGACAAACUCGUAGGCUGGAAGUGGCCAUCGCAGCCGAACGAGACAAAGUGCAGACAUUGAUUGAUUACGACUAUUCUUAUAAUUCGGAUUACUAG
Exophiala bonariae is the source of this 2826-nucleotide messenger RNA. RefSeq lists its product as uncharacterized. Bases 1 to 2826 code for a protein of 941 amino acids. NCBI's taxonomy places the organism in Eukaryota, Fungi, Ascomycota, Eurotiomycetes, Chaetothyriales, Herpotrichiellaceae. The record is from RefSeq and is a predicted model, not a curated record. The transcript has 3 exons.